Messenger RNA from Clonostachys rhizophaga, 1368 nucleotides. NCBI's taxonomy places the organism in Eukaryota, Fungi, Ascomycota, Sordariomycetes, Hypocreales, Bionectriaceae. The record is from the annotation of a GenBank genome assembly.
AUGCUUCCUCCAGAGAUUUGGUCCCGCGUGUUUUCCAACUUUGUUCCACCGACCACAUCGGAAGCCUCUCGGCACUCUCUCAAGCCCCUUUAUUUCCUCUGCCUCGUCAGCCGCCAAUUCCGUCAAAUUGCCCAGCCUCUAUUGUACCACACGAUUUCCUUCGACUACCGACACUUCAAACAAGAGCCCGAGCUAGUUAGAAGCCUCUUUGAAUCACCUGAACUAGCUCGUGCCGUGCGCAGGGUGGCUCUGCGCGACCAUGGCCUAGAGUCUUUUGCAAGCCAUCGGCAGCUGCUGGAAGAUGUGAUCCGCUCUUUACAUGCUCCAGAGGCAUUCAAGCAUGGGCUAGAAACCCGUCUCGAAGCUGAAGACACUGGCUUUGCAACAAUUGUUCUUGCAAUGACAACUGCAGUACACGAGAUCGAUGUAGCCCUCUGCUACGACGCCGACAACUCAGCCCCAGAUCUCUUGUCGUUUCUGGCAGGAUCCAACAAAAUCGCCGGCGAAGAAGAUCCUCAGUCUCAGACAGAAUACCGGAACUACGGUCUGCCGUCUCUGAAACGUAUGUCACUCGGUGUUGGUGAUGAAAUGUGUGCCAGCAUUUCCGGACUGGAAUCAGUGCUGCUACGGCCAGGCUUGGAGCAAUUGUGUCUUACGCAGGUCUAUUGGCACUUGAGUGAGGAUGAUUCAACCCAAUGGCCAGAAGUGACGUCCGAUCUACCAUCGCUGACUAUGCAUUCCGCGAUGGUCAAUGGCCACUCCAUCCAGGAUAUCUUCACCCGGUUUCCGAAUCUUCGAGUCUUCAGCUACACUGCAGCCGACCGGUUUGGAGGACGUGAGGAGGAUUACCAGCAUGAUGAUCCGGAGUGGGGUUUUCGCGCUGGCGAGGUCGGCCACUCUCUGAGGACGUUUGGAACCAAACUCGAGGCUCUGACUCUCAGAACAACACAGUACCGUGAGGGAGAAAUGUGGGACGGGCAACUUUGGGACGACAGCCUCAUCGGUUCUUUGAGAGAAAUGAAUGCUCUUCGUAAACUUGAGAUUGACUUAUCCGAACUGAGGGAAAGUGAUGAGGGUGAAAGUUUGGCCGAAUGGGCACGAAGUAUGGUCGACUUUUUUCCGCCGAACUUGGAGGAACUGAUCGUGCCGUACGUUGAAUUUGACCCAGUAUCGGAGAGAGUCUCUGAACUCAUCAGGGGACAAUAUUUCCCUGCACUGCGACUAAUUGCUAUUGUUCCUGUUGGUGGCGUAAAAGUAUACGUGCCGUCUAUUAAAGACGAGGACAUUCCAGGUUGGGCAUUUAUCCUCGGGGGGGUCGAUAUCUCAUCAACUGUGGACGUGGUAUUUAGCUUUCAGAGGAAGAAGUAG